AUGGCACAAAACGGAGCUCCCUCCUCCCCGCAUGUGGACAUCUCCUUCCCCGUAAAUCGCCCCACAGAGCCAGGCAAGUGGACGCCGGAGCUUGACGCACAGCUGCGCGCACGAGAGGCCUCGAACAUGCAGCUCAAGAAGACCAUUUUGCCGCGUUAUCUUUGGCCUGGCGGUGACCGCUCCCUCGCUGGCAUCGCCAUUCGUGCCUUCUUACUCGGUGUCUCCGGCGCCGUAGGCUUUCUCCUCACCGCAGCCCUCGCAUAUCACAGCGUUCGCCUUUGGCGCCCGUUCUUUUUCUUGGGAGUGCUUUCCGUAUUCCAUUUCCUCGAAUUCUGGACCACCGCCGCUUACAACACGCCCACGGCGUACAUCUCCUCGUUCCUGCUUACGAAUGGCAGCCGUUAUCGUCAGGCGCACACAGUCGCUUUCAUCGAGGCCACCAUAACAUCGUACUUCUUCCCUGCAUGGCAGGCACGCGUCCACCCUCCAUGGGUCAUCGCGUUGGGCGUGGUGAUGAUAGUAGUUGGGCAGGUCGUGCGUAGCCUCGCUAUGGUGCAGGCUGGGACGAACUUUAAUCAUCAGGUGCAGCAGCAGAAAAACGAGGGGCACGAGCUGGUCACGACUGGCCUUUACUCGGUCUUCCGGCAUCCGUCAUACUUUGGCUUUUUCUGGUGGGGUCUGGGAACGCAGGUAGCGCUUGGGAACACCGUUAGCUUUGUAGGAUAUGCGGUUAUUCUAUGGUACUUCUUUCAUAAGAGGAUCACGCACGAAGAAAAGCACCUCAUAGAAUUCUUCGACGAGGAUUAUAAGGCGUACAAGUCGCGAACUCGGGUCUGGAUACCCUUCAUAUAA
This is a messenger RNA of Didymosphaeria variabile, 852 nucleotides long. RefSeq names its product farnesyl cysteine-carboxyl methyltransferase (gene STE14). Gene Ontology annotation, biological process: C-terminal protein methylation. The record is from RefSeq and is a predicted model, not a curated record. Gene Ontology annotation, molecular function: protein C-terminal S-isoprenylcysteine carboxyl O-methyltransferase activity. Gene Ontology annotation, cellular component: endoplasmic reticulum; membrane. The transcript is spliced from 2 exons. The coding region runs from base 1 to 852 and encodes 283 amino acids. NCBI's taxonomy places the organism in Eukaryota, Fungi, Ascomycota, Dothideomycetes, Pleosporales, Didymosphaeriaceae.